Messenger RNA from Cantharellus anzutake, 2120 nucleotides. RefSeq lists its product as uncharacterized. The record is from RefSeq and is a predicted model, not a curated record. NCBI's taxonomy places the organism in Eukaryota, Fungi, Basidiomycota, Agaricomycetes, Cantharellales, Hydnaceae. The transcript has 4 exons. Bases 85 to 1929 code for a protein of 614 amino acids.
CAGUCCAGUGCAAAAAUCUGCCAAUGAGGGCUAUUAAAGCGCCAGAUAUAACACAGCAAAUAAGUGGCAUGAAAAACUGUCUAAAUGACGCUGUUUCUCAGUUCCAGAAUAUCAACUUUAACUCUGCUUCGUACUGAACGUUUGUCAGUGCAAUCCGAACUUUCGAGACUCAAGCCAGUGGCUGCCGAAUACAUAUAUGUCAAGAGCAAGUCGGAAUGUCUUGAAGGGACACGGGUCCGGACACAAGCCUCUCUUCUGGAGUCUCUUAAGGCCCCGGAGACUCGGUUCGUGUGGUUGCGUGGCCCCCCCGGUACUGGAAAGACGGCAAUUUCUAUGAGCAUUGCAUCUACCCUCGAUGCUCAGGAUGCCCUGGCGGCAUCGUUCUUCUGGGAUAAGAAUCAAGCGGGUACGGGCCUCGAUUCCAUUGAACACUUUCCUUCCACCCUUGCGCACCAACUUGCAAGCUUCAGUGAAGGUUUCAAGACGUCGCUCGUCAAACACCUUCGGCAGCCAUCUUUAGGAUUUAUCAAGAGCCUUCCUCUGUUCAAACAGAUGAGCACUUUGAUCGUCGAACCAAUGCGCGAUGCGAUAGAAAUGCAAUCCUCUGGCAAGAAUCGCUUCGUUAUCAUCCUAGACGGAUUGGAUGAGUGCGGGAACCCCGGAACACUUAGAGCUUUAAUGGAACUCGUGCUACAGCUUCGUGAUCUGCCCUCCUCAUUUGCCAUGUUGGUCAGCUCUCGUCCAGAGACACAGGUUGUUCAGGCUUGGGCUCGAGCUCGAUCGAUGGGUCAUGUCAUUCCAUGCGAGGACACCGACAAGAUCGACAAGAACGAGACUUUUCACACAAUACGCCGCAUGGUAGAUAAGGGGCUUAAGGAUUGCAUCUCCGAAUCAUCAUGGCAACCAUCAGAGGAAGAUCUCAACGCUUUCACUUCCGCGUGCCGCGGAUUGCCCGUUAUAGCUUCGCUGCGCAUACGUGAGGUCUGCGUUCGGACUGAACAGGGUACCACCUUCCGGUUAGAGCUCGAAUACUUCCGGGAUCUCAUCGAUGCGCCGACUGAUCUCAAUUCGGAGUACCUGCGAAUACUCCGGCGAGCCUACUUUCCUGACUCACUGUCCAUUCGUCCAAGUGUCAUUGAAAAUUACCGCCUUGUGGUGGGGAUGAUCGCUUUGGCGCGAGAACCAUUGAGUUUGUACUCAAUUGCAAAGCUUUUACAAAUUACGGAGGAAGAGGUCUAUGCGACUCUGAGACCAAUCAGUUCGAUCAUAGAUCUUCCCUCAACAGGACAAGGGCGGCCCAAAUUUUAUCAUGCGACGGCAAAGGAGCUUAUUGCGGGACAAGCAAUUGGUGACGCAGGUGAUUCUUCUUUCUUUAUUGGUACAGAUGAGUAUUCCCUGGGGUUGCCACUCCUUCGAUUUCUAGAGGGCACCUUCGAGCGUGACUACAUGAUGGCCAUCAAUAAUCCUUUAGGAGAUGAGGAGAGGUGGAAGGAAUUCCUGGGUCGGGAGUUACCGGAACAUGUCCAAUAUGCUGUCAAGUACUUGUUCAGCCACUUGAAUACUUCAAAGCUGCUCUUGCAAGACUCCAACGAACUGCAGCAGGCAUUUGAUCGCUUCCUUACCCAGAACCUCCUUAUCUUCAUUGCGCUCUCGGACGGUAAAUUCGCAUUGCCGGAUGAAUUACUUCGAUCCAACAAUCAUAAUUCAACCGAACUCUUAAGAGAAGCCAAGAGAGCGAAUGAAUACGUCAAUAAUCGAUAUCGAGGGAACGCUCUCAAGCCUGAGGUUCUCACGACAUUUUAUCCUUGGCACAUUUUUCGAUCAAUGCUUCCCUUUACUUCGAACUCAUCCCCACUCUUCAAACUAUAUCAUCAUCUCUCAGAUCCUGUUCAGAUUUCAGCAUUUCCGGAGAGUUCACUGGUCAUUUGAUUCCGUUGAGCGAGCAUGCACUCAGUGCUCGGAUGGUUAUGGAGACAAAGCUAGGGAGGUUACCAAAGGAGAUUGAUAGGGAGGGUCUGGAGGUAAUCCACUAUAAAGCUGAAUACCGUGAUCGUGAUAUUCGUACAGUGACUUCCGCAGCAAUCUCAAAAGAUGGCCGUCAGGUCGCACUCAGUUUUGAA